Molecule: messenger RNA, 1071 nt
Organism: Saxophila tyrrhenica
Lineage: Eukaryota; Fungi; Ascomycota; Dothideomycetes; Mycosphaerellales; Extremaceae
Exons: 4
Coding region: 1-1071 (356 amino acids)
Molecular function (GO): 2-oxoglutarate-dependent dioxygenase activity
Source: RefSeq, a predicted model, not a curated record
AUGGAGAACAUCGACACCGCAAUAGCAGCCGCCAUCGAGAACUACCACGAGCUCAAUGCUGCCGUCGUGGACGAGCUCGUAGAAGAACCAAGCCCACUGGAGUUCAUGCAAUUCGUGAGCAGGAACAGGCCGUUCGUUGUUAGGAAAGCUGCUUCAGAUUGGGAUGCAUUAAAGCACUGGGAUGCUCAGUAUCUUCGGCGGGUUAUGGGCAGUGAGCCAGUGCAAGUGGCUGUGACGCCGCGAGGCAAUGCAGAUGCUGUUGUAGAAGAUGAAAACGGACAACCCCUCUUCGUGCAGCCUCAUGAAACCCCAGAGCCCUUCAACGAGUUCCUUGACUACGUCCACCAAGACACCCAGUGUCCACCAGAGCAGCAAAAUGGUCGCAAUGUCAAGUAUGCCCAGACCCGUACGUCCAUCUCCCCCCCUUCUCCAAUCCAUCUCUUUGACGAUCUUCCAGAGAACGACAACCUCCGAGAAGAAUACUACUCCCUCCUCCCCGACAUCCCCGAGUCCAUCCCCUUCGCCCGUCUCGCCCUCGAGAAGGAACCCGACGCCAUCAAUCUUUGGAUCGGCAACGAGCGGUCCGUAACCGCCCUUCACAAGGACAACUACGAGAACAUCUACGUUCAGAUCCGCGGGCAGAAGCACUUUGUCCUGCUCUCGCCGGUGGAGAUGCCGUGUGUGAAUGAGCAACUGCUUGAGCAAGCGAGGUAUGUGCCGGAGCAAGAAAGUGGGAAGCUGGUGAUCGAGCGGAGUGAAGGAGGAGAGACGUUGCCGUUCGCUACCUGGGAUCCUGAUGAGCCUGGUGAGCGUACGACGCCGUUUUCACAUCUCGCGAAGCCAUUGAAAGCGACUUUAGAGGAGGGGGAUAUGCUGUAUCUACCUGCGAUGUGGUACCACAAGGUCAGCCAGACCGCUGGAGAGGAGGGCUUCGCCUGCGCGGUGAACGCGUGGUAUGAUAUGGAGUUUGCGGGAGGCUUCUGGACGGCCAACAGUUUCUUGAGGGAUGUGAUGGGGGCAGCGUCGAAGGUUGUGAAGUAUCCUGCCCUCCAAAUGAGUGACGAACGAUGA